Molecule: messenger RNA, 312 nt
Organism: Seminavis robusta
Lineage: Eukaryota; Bacillariophyta; Bacillariophyceae; Naviculales; Naviculaceae
Source: the annotation of a GenBank genome assembly
AUGCCGAGAAGCUGGAGAAGACCACAGCGAUGCCUAUACAUGGAAACGGCACCCGAGCUCUUGAUGCGUCUCUCCAAUGAUAUGCUGGAUACUUGUUGUUGCAAUGAAGAUCUCAUGAACCAACGCAGAAAGCAUGCCAACCGCCACAAAAAGUGGAAACCAUCACUUGGGGGUCGACUCAAGAAGAAAAAGCUGACUGUCGCCACUGAAACAGCGGCUUCGGUUCCCGACUUGGGUGUCCGGGACAUCGCUUUGCUGCAGGUUGUUUACAAAAUUGGACAAAACGAUGCCAUUGUAAGAGUCGCCGCGUAA